Messenger RNA from Staurois parvus, 165 nucleotides. The record is from the annotation of a GenBank genome assembly. Lineage: Eukaryota; Metazoa; Chordata; Amphibia; Anura; Ranidae.
GCAGCCCAAAGCCCAGGGACCCUUUCCUCGGAGCCUGGUGGUAGCGGAACACAAGGGUCUGGACGCAAGAGCGGCCUUUGUGACCCUGGUAGUUUCGCCACUAGUGUCAAGAGAGAGAAGAGAGAGGGGGAGAGAAGGGAGAUAGAGAAGAGAAAGGGGGAGAGA